AUGGCUUCUUCAAUAGUGACCUCAAGCUUGAAGCCUUUAGCCAUGGCGGAUUCUUCCUCUUCCACCAUUUUCUCACAUCCCUCAUUCUCCUCCACUAUCUAUCCCUCCAAAACCCGCUGCUCCAGUUUCUCCCUACUCACCGGACGCACUAACCUCCCGCUCUCUUUCUCCCGCUUCUCCCUCUCUCUCAAAUCCAAAACCCACCUUAAAAAGACCCCCUUUGUUUCCUUCGUCGCCCAGACUUCGGAUUGGGCUCAGCAGGGUGAGGAAGAAGGUGGGGAUGGGAGCGCAUCGGUCGCCGUUGAGGACAACGAGCCAGAAGCCGCCACGUUUUUGGAAGGGGAAGGAGAUGCGAGCGAAGGAGGCGGUUUCCCGGAGCCACCGGAAGAAGCGAAGCUCUUCGUCGGAAACUUGUCUUACGACGUUGACAGCCAAGCCUUGGCUAUGCUCUUCGAGCAAGCCGGUACAGUUGAAAUCGCCGAGGUUAUCUACAAUAGGGAAACCGACCAGAGUCGUGGGUUUGGAUUUGUGACCAUGAGUUCAGUGGAAGAAGCUGAGACAGCUGUUGAGAAGUUUAACCGUUAUGAUCUGAAUGGACGGCUUCUGACAGUAAACAAGGCAGCUCCCAGAGGAUCACGCCCAGAACGCCAACCUCGGACAUACGAACCGGCGUUCAGAGUCUAUGUGGGGAAUCUACCAUGGGAUGUGGACAAUGGUCGUCUAGAACAACUUUUCAGUGAGCAUGGCAAAGUUGUGGAAGCUCGUGUGGUUUAUGACCGUGAGACGGGACGUUCACGUGGCUUCGGGUUUGUCACAAUGUCUAACGAGGCUGAACUCAACGACGCUAUCGCUGCUCUUGAUGGACAGAACAUGGAGGGUAGAGCAAUCAGGGUGAACGUAGCGGAGGAGCGUCCUAGGCGUGGAUUUUAA
This is a messenger RNA of Thlaspi arvense, 930 nucleotides long. The record is from the annotation of a GenBank genome assembly. NCBI's taxonomy places the organism in Eukaryota, Viridiplantae, Streptophyta, Magnoliopsida, Brassicales, Brassicaceae.